This is a messenger RNA of Phalaenopsis equestris, 1667 nucleotides long. RefSeq names its product urease accessory protein D. The record is from RefSeq and is a predicted model, not a curated record. Gene Ontology annotation, molecular function: nickel cation binding. The transcript is spliced from 13 exons. The coding region runs from base 156 to 1034 and encodes 292 amino acids. NCBI's taxonomy places the organism in Eukaryota, Viridiplantae, Streptophyta, Magnoliopsida, Asparagales, Orchidaceae.
CAUUCGAACAAGGUGAUGUUCCAUCAUUCAUAUCUUCUUCCAGAGUAGUUGAUCUAUUUUGAGCUUAAUGUUGACAUAUAUAUAGCAUUAGUAUUCAUGUAAAUGCCCGAGUUCCCGCUGCCAAUUCUUAGCUUCAAUCAAAGCCAAGAAACGGAAUGGAAGAGACUGGCAUUUUGACUGUGGAAAAGAUAGAUGGAAAAUCAACCGCCACUCGCUGCUUCUCCAAAUACCCUCUCAAGCUGAUCAUCCCCAAGAAGGUUGGCUCCUCUACCACCGACGCAGUAUGGGUCUUCAGUCUAUCCUACGGCGGCGGCAUCGUCUCGGGUGAUCGAGUAGCUGUUGGGGUAAGUGUGGGUGAUGGGUGCGCUGUGGCUCUGACAACUCAGGCUUCAACCAAGGUAUACAAAUCUAUUGACUCAAAAUGCAGUGAGCAAUUCCUAGAGGCUAAAGUCGGAAGGAAUGCGUUGUUGGCUGUUAUUCCAGAUCCUGUUACUUGCUUCUCAACUGCUAGAUACGCUCAAAAGCAGAUAUUCCAGAUCUUUUAUGAUUCUAAUUUGGUAAUAGUCGAUUGGAUUACUAGUGGACGAUAUGAGAGCGGAGAAAAGUGGGACUUCGAGCUUUACAAGAGCAGCAACAACAUAUUAUUUGAAGGAGGCGAACCACUAUUUGUUGAUUCGGUUUUACUAGAGCAGAGAUCAACUACUAGCAUUGCUGAACGCAUGAAAGAUUACCAAGUUGUGGCAAUGGUUGUAAUUUUGGGGCCCAAACUAAAGCACAUUCAGGAUCUGAUACAAACUGAGGUUGAGCAUUUGAUGUCAGGAUACUUUCGCCCAACAACAGUGCAAAAAUUGAAUUCAGAUUGUGCAAAUGGGCCAUCCAAGCCUCCAUUAUUUGCUUCUUGCAGCUCCUUUGGGGCUAAGGCAGGUCUUGUCGUUCGGCUUCUUUCAACAACAACAGAAGCUGUUUAUUCCUUCUUAAGCCAUCAUCUUGGAGGCCUAGAGCAGUUUCUUGGGGCUCCUCCAUAUCGCAGGUGAUUCAUACAAUCUUUGAAGCUAGAGAUUUCUAGUCUGACCUCUCAUCAAUGAUUAUCCUGAAGACAAACUUCACAUACAGUUUCUAGCUCCUUAUGCACUGUGGAUCCCUCUCUUAUAUACCAGAGUCACUUCUGUUUCAUGAACAGAGACCAUUGAGUUAAGAACAAGGACAAGCUGCUGGAAGUCAUGGAAGGUUAAACGUCACAAACUUUGUGACGUAGUCAAAUUGGAUGAUCUCAAGGAACUCAUUGAUUGCUCCCACAUCCGGACAUAUACUUAUAGAGGAGAGAUAGUACUGUGUCUGAGACCGCAAGCUCAAUCUAUCAUUUCGAAGAGGAAUAAUAACAAGUGUUGCACAUGUGGCAAAAUUCUUCAUGACUACUUUCACUACUGCAGCCUUACUUGCAAGGUGGAGCACGUGCGGUUGCAGGGGAAUGACAUAUCAAGCAUAUUAUUCCAUUCUGAUCCAUCACAAUUUGUAUUAACCGAAUCCGAGAACUUACAAACGAAUGCCUAUGAUCAACCUGAUGAGGAAGUAUUUGAUGAUGAUGAUCAUAAUGAGAUCACACCAGAUCUAGCUCCAAUAGACUUUGUGCAGGGGGAGGGAAGUUCAAGCGGAUGGAGCAUUAGUGA